Molecule: messenger RNA, 1101 nt
Organism: Metarhizium album ARSEF 1941
Lineage: Eukaryota; Fungi; Ascomycota; Sordariomycetes; Hypocreales; Clavicipitaceae
Product: ribosomal biogenesis protein Gar2
Exons: 3
Coding region: 1-1101 (366 amino acids)
Biological process (GO): maturation of LSU-rRNA from tricistronic rRNA transcript (SSU-rRNA, 5.8S rRNA, LSU-rRNA)
Cellular component (GO): nucleolus
Molecular function (GO): RNA binding
Source: RefSeq, a predicted model, not a curated record
AUGGCUCCAGAACUGAGAAAAAGAAAAGCUGUUUCCGAAGUCCAGAAGAGCAACAGCGUCACCAAGACGGCUGACAAGUCCACGCCCAAGGGCAAGAGAAAGGCUGCCGAGGAUGCCUCUCCAAUCUCGUUGAAGAAGCAGAAGCCCUCUAAAAGUCACGCGGCACCCGAAAAGCCUGCUGCAAAAUCAACAAAAGUAUCCAAACCUAAAAAGGCAGGCAAGGAGGCCGAGCAGACCGAGGAGGAGGAAGAGGUGUUGGAGUUGGAUGACUCUGAGGACUCAGAAGGCGAGGACAAUGACAAUGUGAGGAAUCUCGCUGCAGAGAUUGACUCGGGUGAUGAAGCCCCCGUCGACAAGGCCCUGUCCUUCAAACCUGGCCAGGACGUCGGCAAGAUUCCUUCUGUCCCCAAGGAGCUCGCCAAGGCACCUCAUGGAGCAACUGGCGAGCCGGGCGUUCUGUACAUUGGUCGGAUACCCCACGGCUUCUACGAGCACGAAAUGAGGCAAUACCUCUCCCAGUUUGGACCCGUCACGCGCGUUCGCCUGUCGAGAAACAAGAAGACCGGCGCCAGCAAGCACUUUGCCUUUGUCGAGUUUGAGGAAGCCACCACUGCUGAAAUUGUUGCCAAGACCAUGGACAAUUACCUCCUGUUUGGACACAUUCUCAAGUGCAAGACGAUCCCCAAGGAGCAGGUCCACGAGGAUCUGUUCAAGGGCGCCAACAGACGGUUCAAGAGGGUCCCGUGGAACAAGAUGGCCGGCCUCCAUCUGCAGAAGCCAUUGGCAGAAUCUACCUGGAAGGCCAAAGUGUCCAAGGAGAAGACUAAGCGAGCCAAGCGGGCUGCCAAGUUCAAGGACAUGGGAUACGAGUUCGACGCUCCGGAUCUGAAGGACGUACCGCCUCCGCAGCCAAAAGAUCAGGUUGAGGAACCAAAAACUGUAGAAGCUGCCCCGGUGGCGGAACCUGCCGAAGCAGAGACCAAGGCAUCAAAGAAGCCCAAAGUCAAAGCGCUUGCUGCCGAACCCGACAAGUCGAUACCCACGCCCAAAGCCAGAGCCGCCAAGGGUGCCAAGGGCAAAGCGAAGAAAGGGAAGGCUUAA